UGCUCAGAUUUUCUGCAUAAUAAUGCAUUUAAAAGUUAACGACCAAAUAGAUGUUUAUAAAAUUUCACAUUGCUGUUGCAGAUGGAAUAUAACAGGGAUAACAAUAAAUAAAUAGUUUUUAUCAGUUUAAAUGUUGAUUAUUAGUAACUCAUCCGCCACGUUUGUAGUUUUUCUAACGCUUUUUAUUCGUGUUUGUAGUUCUGGACCGAAUCCUUUGCCAAAGCGCAAUGGAUUGUGGGCAGUUUUAGCCAUUAGAGUGUGCACAGUUCCUGAAAUAGUAGACCAUCCGGGGACUUUUGGCAUACUCUUUUCAACAUACUAUGCUUUGGGACACACUUAUUGUAAUCUCACAUACUAUUUAGGAUGGAUAGUAUGAACAUUGGGACGCAGGGCAGGAUCUGAUGUGCUGUGUUGGGGAGGCUCCGGGAACGUGUUUGGGAACCCCUGACAUAACACACAUUAUAUUAGAUUUAUAUAUUAUUAUAUUAUAUUGUAUUGUUAUACUGUAUUUCUGGUUAGAGAAACACCACUCUUACAGUGAGAGACAACACAGACACACUAAGGGGCUGUUUACACCUGGUCACUUAAAAAUAAUAAACGUGUGAGAACGUUUCCCUGCUGAAAAAAAAAACUAUAGAACCCUGCACAAAACACAAUAGAAAAUGUAAUGGUUUUAAUGAUUAUAAUGGGAAUUGUAUUGGUUUUAAUGGAAACUAUAAUGGUGUCUGGUAUGUGAUGGAUUCUGUUGGUGGGAUGUUAAAUCCUAUUGGAAAAAUGCCCAAAAUAUUUUUUAUAUAGGAAUUUUGUAAUGGUUUUACUGGAAAAAGCUAAUGGUUUAUAAUGGUAUUUUAAUGGAAACCAUUAUUUCUGUGAUGGUUUCUAUUGGGCUUCUAUUGUUUGUUUUAGCAGGGUUUAUAGGCUAUAUGUUAUAGUCAGAUUGAUAUGACAGCACUAAUGCAACAGCAUCACCGCAGAUGAGUAACUGAGGAUCUCUUCAGCAAGCCGACUCGCAAACUGCCGCGAAUGAAACUGAAAAAAAAUGCAUACGGAAGUGUUGCUUAGCAACAGAAUGCGUGUCGCACGUCAACAUCAGGUGCUUGAGGACAACAGCAGAGACGCAUAGAUGGCGGAGAGAAACACUCUGGAGAAACUCGAUCUCGGCGCAUUAAGCCCCGAGCAGCAAGAGAAGCUGCAUCAGUUCAAGGUCAAGACGAGGAUAGCUAAUGAAAAAUAUUUAAGGUCUCAUCCAGAGGUGGAAAUGUUACUGAGUGACUUCUUAAGGGAUGUGUUUCUGAAAAGGCCUACAGAUAUUCGUGAAUUUGCAGCAGAUCAUUUCAGUGACCCAGGACUGCCAAAGAAAAUUCAGGAGCAAAUGAAUAUCCAUAAUAAGUGAAAAAUAUGGAUUUAUAGUGUUUUCUAAUAAAAGAGAAAAAUUAUACAA
Molecule: messenger RNA, 1441 nt
Organism: Onychostoma macrolepis
Lineage: Eukaryota; Metazoa; Chordata; Actinopteri; Cypriniformes; Cyprinidae
Gene: riiad1
Product: RIIa domain-containing protein 1
Exons: 5
Coding region: 1124-1393 (89 amino acids)
Source: RefSeq, a predicted model, not a curated record